Molecule: messenger RNA, 807 nt
Organism: Rhizoctonia solani
Lineage: Eukaryota; Fungi; Basidiomycota; Agaricomycetes; Cantharellales; Ceratobasidiaceae
Product: Retrotransposable element Tf2 protein
Exons: 1
Coding region: 1-807 (268 amino acids)
Biological process (GO): DNA integration
Molecular function (GO): nucleic acid binding
Source: RefSeq, a predicted model, not a curated record
AUGCAGGCGCAAACUUUCAACUGCAGACAUGCCCAAUGGCGGAUUUUCCUGAGCAACUUCAACUUUGAAAUCCACUAUUGCCCAGGUAAACAAUCAGGAAAGCCAGACGCCCUUUCUAGAAGAUCAGAUUAUGUAGAUCUCCCAUCAGAACCAGAAGUCAUGCUUCCAUCAGAAGUUUUUGCAAAUUCAUUGGAAGAGGAAUUAGAAGUUGUCUUGGAUAUUUGCACCAAGCUCAAGGAAGAUCCAUCACUGGAACCAAUUAUCAAAUUCCUUACUGAGGAUGUAGACAACGCACCCCCUUCUAUUUGCAAGGCCUAUAGGGACUAUGACUGGGAAGAAGAUUUACUAUGUUACCGCAGAAAACUAGUUGUCCCAGACUCAGAAGCCUUGAAAGAGCGGCUACUAAGGGAAUUCCACAAUUCACCUUUGGCAGGACACCCAGGUCAACAGCAAACCUUAGAACUACUUGGCAGGAAUUAUUGGUGGCCAGGGAUGAAGUCCUCAGCCAAGGAAUGGGUGGAAUGCUGCCCAACAUGCCAAGCUAACUGUUGUCCUCAUGCGCCAGUCAUUGCCCUGAAGCCACUGGAAGUCCCCCCAUUUCCUUUCCACACAAUUUCCUAUGAUUUCAUUACAGGCUUCCCUAAGUCACAAGGGUUUGACGCAAUCUUAGUUGUCAUAGAUUCCUUUUCCAAAUUUGGCCAUUUCAUUCCUACUUCAAAAAAGGUCACAGCAAAGGGAUUGGCAGACUUGUUUGUUACCCAUGUUUGGAAACUCCAUGGGCUACCAGUCAAAACCAUAUUGGAUUGA